UUCACUUCUUUUCUGGAUCAUCAUCUUCAUUGCUGUAGUUCUACAAAUAUGUUUUUUCAACUCGUCUGCAUUCUAGCUGCCUACUUGCAAGGUGGGCUUACACAGGAUAGGCCUACACAAGAGGUGAAGUCAGUUUGUGGAGAGGAUUCAAUUCUGAAAUGUAAAGCAAUACGUAAGCCUGGGGUCCAGUACCGGGCAGUGAGGUGGUACAAGCUGGGUGAGGAGCCCUAUAAUAAGGAGUCUGGUCUAUUGAUGAAGAGGCUAUCACCUAACAGCACCACCCAAUGGUACGUCGGUCUGGAGCGUGAAGUGGAACUUUUGGCUGACGAUUCUUUCGAUAUCUUCCUGCCCAAUGUAACGGCUGUUGAUAGUGGGAGGUACAAGUGUCUCCUGGCAGCACCUGUAGGAGAGCAGAACCAGCAGGGGCAGGUUCACCUCAGAGUGACAGGUUGCCUUGAGUCCACAUACCAAUCAGAAGAAAUGGAUACCAUUCUAGUUCUUUCCAUUGUGGGGAUUGUUGCGGCAUUGCUGAUAUUCACCAUCAGCUAUGUCAUCCUAAGGAAUAUGUUAUUGCAAAGGAGUAAGAAGUAUCCACAAGAACCACUUCUAGAUGCACCCCUUGAGAAGAAAGAUUUAAUGUUGAUCUACACUCUGGGGCCAAACUGGUCGGGACAGGCUUCCAUAAAACAUGUCUGUGUGUGAGACCCUGUUCAGCUAGUUUAGGCUCAUUGUAUACUUGAAUGUGAAGAGGAAACACAGAGAAAGACUAUAGUCCAUUUGAAGCUGAGCAAGGAGCCUAAGAGUCAUGUCUAAUUUCCAGAGAGUUCACCUCUAAAGCAGCGGGAGGCAGACAAACCUCUGGACGCUCUGGACGAACUAAGUUGUGUAGGCAUGACUGCAGCAUUCAAGAGCCUGUGAUGCGCAAGGAGCAGGGCCUGGUGAAGGGACCCCACGAUCUAAGCCCCAAGAUCAAACCCCAACAAAGAGCUUCAGGAAAGGGAGAAUAAAUAAUUAAUGAUAAGGGGUGUGGGGUUCUGAGAAUAUGAAAUAUACUUAUUCAUGUCACUGAGGGAGAGAGGGUAAUGUAUAACGUUUACAUUAUAUCAGGGAUCCUAUGGUUAUCUGUAGGAGGAAGGUAUAUAGUGUGUGCAAUUAAGCUUGGAAUGUGCUGAGUGCAGGGAAGCGAUCACAUAUGGCAGGCAUUGAUAAGGUGAGAGAGCCAUGGAUUAGUGAUGAAGGGGGUCGAGGUCAGGUCACGUUAAGGGAGAAAGAAAAGUUUAUGGCCAUAUUACUUAGUUUCCUGCCUAGCAGUAAAGAUACAAUCAGAUGGGUAGUAGGCAACUCAGCCAAAGAGAGAGGGUUAAAUAUCAGUGCUUGUGUGAAAAUCUUUUUGUCUAAUGCAGCUGUAUUGAUCCUCUGGGAAGAAUAAACUUGGUAAAGCUUU
Molecule: messenger RNA, 1444 nt
Organism: Salvelinus fontinalis (brook trout)
Lineage: Eukaryota; Metazoa; Chordata; Actinopteri; Salmoniformes; Salmonidae
Product: CD83 antigen-like
Exons: 5
Coding region: 49-702 (217 amino acids)
Source: RefSeq, a predicted model, not a curated record